ACUGACCUGCGAGCGUGUGCGAGUUGUUUGAUUCGAAUUUUUGCAUAGCAGGCGUGGGCAGUGGAUUGUUCAGUAGAUAUACUACUGUUGAACCGUAAUAACUCUGAAAAAGUAAAGUGAACUAUAUUGGAUAAUAUAAGGUACCUUUGUUAAAAGGUAAUAAGCAUAGUCUACUACCAAAAAUUGCUGAUUUUAUCAUCAGAUUCACAAAUUGAGUAGAGUGAAGAUAAAUGAUAGUUAUACUAGUACCAGUUUGUGACAGUGUGCGGAACUAUGAAUUACAGUGAAUAGUAACGAGGAAUAUAAUGCGAAAUCUAGUACGUUUCGUUAAGAAUACUUAGUAGUAUCUAUGCAGUAGUGUGAGUGAAACCGGGAAUAAAAAAUUAGAAGUACGAAAUUCACGAUCGUGUUCAGAGGUGUGAGUGCACAGAAUUGUUGCAUCUUUCAAGCGGGAACGGGAGAUAGCAAAGCCGCAAUGUUUAUUUCAAUAGCUUUAGUGUAUAAUUGUUUUAAGCUUACGGAUGUUGAUAGAAGCAGCGAUAAGGUUUAAAAAAUCGAUAUUUUGUAAAAUCAAAAGUUGAAUUCUUGUUUGUUGCUGGACAACCGAAGAAUUGAGUUUAUAUGCCUUUAUUGCUUGACCAUUUUGAGCGUUGGAUGCAAACAAGUUGAAGAUGUUGGCAGAUGACCAGAGAGAUGCAACUUUGAUGGACUAGCAAAUCAAAAUGCCGAAAAAGUUGUGAAUUCACUUUUGAAAAGUUUUGAAUCUUUGCAACGCAUGAUCAACGAAAUACAGAUAGUAUACGAUUGGUUACCUGAAAGUUGGGUAUGUGAUGUGAUGAUCGUCGUGCAUUGAGAAUCUACACUACACAGAAUCAGUCACGUGCAACGCGAUCAUUUUCGGGCGUUAGUGCAAUAACAGGUCACGAGGUGUUGAAGUUCAUAUCGUAUAUGCUACGAAAAAAUAACUAAGAAAUUCAACAAUACAGAUCCGAUUAGUUCGAUGAGGAUCAAAGCGAAUAAGAGUGCAAUAAGUGUUUUUGACGACGUCAGUAGAUAUAUUUUUUUAAGAAUCCGGCUACAAAUUGAAUGAAUGAUAAAGCGUCGUAUACAAAUGUUUUCGUUCUUGUUAGUGUAAUGAAUUCUAUAAAUCUAAAAGUGAACAAAGCAAACCGUGUUAAGUAUUGAGUGGGAAUCGAUAUUUGCGCUUAUAUGGAAAUCAAUCUUUCAUCUGUCGAAGCGCAUUGUAAAAUUUGCUUCCCUUCUAUCGGAGACACAGUCAAUUGAUCAGAGGCAUCAGAGUUGCAGCAAUCGGACGAAAUACGGCUAAUGCUUUCAGCUGUGGAAAAUUUAGGAUCGGGCCGGGUUUAUCCCCAUCCGUUUCUAGGCAAGGGUUCACCAUCGUUGCUGGGGCAGCUUCCAUUGCCGACUGCUGGCUUACCUUUAUUAAGUCCGAGCCUAGCCGAUAUGUCAGUUGCUGAGUUUGUCCGACCUCACCCGAAACAACAGAGAUAUAACGAAGCAACUCGAAAUGGAUUACUAUCAUCAACGCGAACGAAAUACUCAGAAACACCACAGUCACCUCAGAGUGGACCAGUCAACCUAGCCGUUAGUCCAAAUCUUCCGAACUCUCUCAGUUCCAGAACAAUGAACGCUAGUAAGUUGGAUCAGUUUAAUCAUGAACUCCAUGAACGUGCUUUGCAAGCUCGUGCUCAUGCGCAGCAGCAACAGAUUCAGCACCAGCAGCACCAACAACAUCAACAACAACAGCAACGUCAUCAAGAACAGCAAAAGGAAGCUGCAGUAGUUGCAGUCGCUGCUGCGGCUGCAGCUGAUAUAGGGAAACUGUACUCACCCACCAACUCUCGUUUGUCAUUUUUUCCCAGUCCAUUGGAUGGCAGUUCCUUCGCUGGAUUGAACUAUGGAUUGUAUCCUUUUGGAUAUUCUGCAACGCAUUUGGAUACACGUAUGUUGGGCCGGACAACAUAUUUAACAGGCCAGCGAGACGUAUAUGCCACGUCGUCUUUUUUAGGCCCGAAUACAUUUAGUUCAACUGAAAACAAGACUAAGAUGUAUCCAUCAACCUCUUUAUCUCAUUUGAAUAGCCAAAAUGGCACAAUAGCUACCUCUAUUUCACAAAUACCUCAGGAAAAAAUCCUCGCUGAUGACCGAAAUUCGAAAAUACCGCCAUCUUCUAUGUCGUCAGCUCUCAUAGGUACUUACACCGAUCGAGAACGAUCCCAUCCCAACGGAUUAACGGGUGGUCCAGAACAUCCGUUGCAUAGCAAAUAUCUCAGCACACAUCAAACACACCCAGAAAAAGAUAAUAAACAAGAUCACAAACAAUUACAUCAGCACUCUAGUCACUUUCAGCAACUUCAGCACCCACUUUUAUCUGGUUCUAUUGUGACAGGAUCGCCGUCUCAAGGGCAUCAUGCUUAUUCUUCGCUACCUUCCUCGUCAGCAGUUUUUGUAACAACGCCAUCCUCAACGUCAAUGUCGUCUUCCAGCCAGCGUCAUCAUUCAGUGCCACAUGUAUCCUCUAUCACAUCUCAUCCUCAUGGUAAUCAUCCGCAUCAGCUAUCCGUAGAUAGUCAACGACUCGAGCAAAUGCCUCAAGAUAACGAAUUUAAGGUGCCAUCAGGAAAAGAAGGCUCAUUGAAGCAUCGAAUUUUGACGCGUCCAACCUGUGAUCGUGAUACUAGGCGAAAAUCUCCAAUUACGAAGUCUACAACUAUUUUUAGACCAUUUGAACACGGAUCGACAACAAACUUCACCAAGGGUGCAUUAAUUCAGCUAGCAGGAGAAUGCAAAAGAGUUGAAGACGUUAGAACAGAAGACUUAGUACAAACGGCCGAGAAGUCGUCAGACCUGAGACUGGCCGAAUCGACUGCGGUUAGAAUUACUCCACGUAAUAACAAUGUGAUAAUCACGUUUAGCUACAACGACAACCGAUCAAGAAUUGACAUCGAAGCAGCAAUAGAGCAUCCAUUUUUCGUAUAUGGACAGGGCUGGGCCUCGUGUAGUCCAGAUAAGUCUCUGCAGCAAUUCGGCUUGAAGUGCCAAAGGCUACAAGUUGGCGACAUUUGUCUCUCUCUUAUUUCUCGUGAUAAACCAAAAAUAGGCCUUUUCUCUUCCUCAUCUUCGUGCACAUCAUAUACGGCACUCUCUCAGCCACAUAUAGAACAACAUCAAUCGUCGAUGCAACAGUUACAUCAACACGAUAUCAAUGGUAAUCAUCAAUCAAGCCUGCAACAUCAGACUUCAUAUCAGAUUUCUUAUCCAGCGGAACAUUUGCGAUUGACCAGAGAAAAAAAUGAGCAUAACUACGACCAGGACGAAAAACAGAAACAGCAGUAUCUACCUCAAAACCUUUCACGGAAAACGCUCCCGCCCUCUUUGGUCGGUUCGGUUCCGAUAACAUCAGUUACUUCCCUUUCUUCCCGUUCACCCGCAGUGCCUCCGUUCAGCAGCUUUCCAACAGUGCCGGUUUUUUCAAUGCCAUUUUCUGCUGCCAAUUUAAGCAAACCUUACGAGCCUACGCGGUUACAGCCAAAAACAUCAUUCGAUUCACAACUUCUGAAUUCCAAGUCGUCGAGAACCAAUUCGGAUAACUUUCGCGAGUCAAACGAUCAACCGGUUGCGAUGUUUAUGAAUCGAUGUACUCUUCCAAAUUCCUCAUCAACGACUCCAUAUACUUCCUCUGUGAGCACAAUCAUAACCUCAACAUCAGUACCGUCAUCCAUUUUAAGCGCAAAUAGAGUUGUAACGAGCAGUACAUCACUACCGCCUAUUAAUUUUGCAAACGAUACUGAUGAUGAUGGUAUUAUCGAUGCAUCACUAUCUCGAAAACGACGCUGGUCCGCACCAGACAUGUGUGAGGAAGCUGGAGAAACAACGUAUGAACAAGUAGUACCAUCAGAAUCCUCGGUAGAAAAUUCAACCAAGGUUCCUUCCGGCAAAAUGUCUCAUGGUAAUUAAACAUCACUGCAUUUCAGAUGAUAGGGCGAUUGUUCAGAAUAAUUGGGAUUCGAUUUGCUCUCUUCGGAAUUGUUCUGAAUAUUAUAAGCUGUUGUUGAGUUAUAACAACGUUUUUUAGUUGAAUAUCGGUGUCCAUUUUUUGGUUAUUUUGAUUUAUACUGCAAAAACUUCAAUAUCCUUAACAGAGCUUGUUGUAGUUGAAUUGUAAACUUUAGAGUUCUGUUUUAGCUUUAUUGCUGGGUUUGCUGAAAAUUUUAAUGUUCUUUUGAACGAAUUCAAUCAAAACUAUUCUUUAAUCAUCUUUGUGUUUAGAGUCAAACCAAAACUUGAUGAUUUUAAUGUUCCAGAAAAGGAUACAGAAUGCCUUUGCUGUUUAUUUUUGCUAGUUAUUUUUUGGAUAUCGGCAAAAAAACAAUAUUAAACAAAAAUUUUCAAAGGAAGUUAGACUAGUAAAAUCAUGUUCAUUCUGCAUUGAGCUGGAGAUGUGAAAAAUGAAAAAGCGAAGUUCAGUGAAAAAUAGGUACUGCUAUUUGUUACUUUGUGGUAAUUUUUCAUGAAUGCACUAGAGAAAUGCCAUCGUAAGGGUGUAACGUGUUACGUCCAUAAUCACUUUGCUGUUGGUUCUGUACAGUUCUAGGUAGAAAUUUACAUUUAACCGCGGUUUCUGUAAUUACAUUUACAUGACAUUGGGAAAACAGCUGUCGCAUUCCGCGUUCGAUGAGGUUCUAGGUACACUGGUGAACAUAGGUUUUGCCCUAAAGUUCAACUGGAAAAAAUGAAAGAUUGUCCCCUUUUAACCAUGUUUGUGAAUUUUUGUGCUCCUAGCAAAAAUAACUUUUUUCAGAGACUCAAAUUAGUUUUUCGAUAAACAAACGUAGAAGCGGCAAAGCUGGCGAGCAAUUACCAAAAUUUAUGAAAAUUGUUCAAAAGCUCUUAUGUUUUUAAGGUCGUUUUUUUGAGCUUUAGGGCAGCUAUUUGCAUCGCUUUCGUCGACUAGUGGUUUGGAUCACGUUAUUUCCCGAGAUUAAAAAUGCGGAAAUAUAAAUCAUAAAUUUAUGUUACGGUAUUAUUAUGAUCGGAAUAAAUAUUCUACGAUUAUCAUCUUUGGAACAUCCUAAUCAUUUUAAAAUAUUCGCAAUUUUAAAUUUUAGGAACACGUUUCUAACCAUCAAAAGAUUCAGUUUUCUUUCGAAACAAAACGAAAGUAACGUUCGAAGUUUGGUUUUUUCAGUUGAUAUUAGCCCAUAAGCCCUCCAACAUAAAUUUACCAUGUUUCCAACAUUUUCCAACAAUUUCCAACAGAUCUAUAUUGGACUGUUUCACAUUUUUUCUAAACUAGAGAAAUAAUGUUGCAAGUAACUUGUUAUUUUGUUUGUAAUAGUACAGUUUUUUUAUUUUAAAUUUAAAUAUUUUUUGAGUUAUGAAUUGAUACAAGUAGGAAACUAUGUGCCUUUGGCAUAUUCGAGUAGGUUAGCAACUAAUGUUAAAAAAUGAAAAAGCUUAAUUUCAAAAAUUCCACGAAAAGUUUAUUUUUCCUUAGUUGAACAAAAUUUAAAAUCAAUUGAUUGAAAAUGAAAAAAGGAUACUUUUUUUGCUGGAAUUGCCAAAAAGUAGGGUUUUUUUAUCAACUCUCGAUGUUAACUUUGCUAUAGGUAGAAAUGAUAAGGCUUUCUUUUGAGGUGAUCAAAACAUGAUUCACCAUCAUUAGUUUGGCUGCCAUAUUAAAAGAGGAACCUUGGUGCUACAUUCCUAUUCGAAACUUAACGCUUUGUUUAUUAUACACAGACUUCACGCAGCUAACUGUUUAGUUUACAUUACGAUCCUACUGACACUAACAGUUUCUCCCAGGCCAUUGACAACCCUAUACCGCAGCGGUUCUCAACCUGGGGUACGCGGAAGCUUUUAGGGGAUACGCGAAAGAAAAAUCAGUAAUGGCGGACAAAGCAAUUUUUCUUUAUAAUACUUCUUUUUUUGUUUAAACUUACUCUUAAAACAUGAUUGUAGCAAUCAAUCAAACCAUUGUUCAAUUUGAAACCUGAAUUAGACUACGAAAACAUGAUCUACCACUACUCAAUCCCACUCAGCGAGAACAUUCCAAUUAGGGAUACCAUCCGUCCUGAUUUAGCAGGACAUGUUCUGAUAUUGAGACCCGUUUGGAGCGUCCCGAUUUAUUUUUCAUAUUAUAGCAUUUGUCCUGAUUUUUCUGAAUGAUGCCAGAUGUUCAGAAAUGUUGAAGAUUGUUCAGUACUUUUACUUUGACUCCAGUACGAAACGGACUCGUUUUGAUCGAUUUUUUUUGGUUGAAUUCUGACGAGAGAAAUUGUUUAGUCGUUGCAACCCUCAACUAUCUGAUUUUUAAGUCCUAACGCUAUCGAGCUUUUUACGCAUCAUAAUGGCGGUCGCUAUAAUGCGUGUUCGUUAUAUCUUUAUUCAUUUCGUCAAUCAGAAGUAGACAAUAUACAAUAUUCUAAUAUUCUAAUACAAUGUUUACUUACAAACUAUUUUUUUCAAUAAGCGUUGCGAUUGCGUAUUGAGCUAAAAAAGUGUUUAAGUUCAUGCCGAGACAUUAUAAAGUCAAUGGUUUCGCAGUAUUGAUUGUAAGUGGCCAUCAUGCGAUUCAAGGGUCCGAAUUUUGCAUAAUUUGUGUGUUAAUGAUUGGUGGCAAACGUAUUUCGAUUUCGAAGUUGUCUAUGAUGUGCGUAGAAAUUUAGCUAUGCGAACCUCUCUGCUUACGUCAGUUUUGGGAUUUCUGAGGAAUUGGCGACACAUACUUAGAUAAACAUUUCAAAAGAUUUUUCAAACGAUCACUUUCAUUCAAUCACCACAACUCAUCAAACACCUUUCAUGACACGUUAUUUGCACAAGUUGAUAGCGGAGGGAUACUCUAGCCUUCUGAACGAAAACUACGCUUGGGAGAGCUACUAAAGUUGAACCAUUACCGAAAUUAAAAUACGCUUCGGAAAAACGAUGAAAGCAAAUAGGACCUUUUGAAAUGUUUAUCUAGAUAUGUUGCCAGAUUUAUUUCUCUUUUGAUACUUACUUUGCAUUUUAGCGGCCGCCACUAUGGUGCGUAAAAAGCUGCAUACUAGUUUUUACAUAUCAUUUGAAAAAGCCGCGUUUUCUAGCAAAACGUGAUUUAAAAAAAAUGUUUAUCGUUUUCCUUCGAUUUUUAAAUGAAGAAUAAAAAAACUGCUCGAAACACCCUAAAUUACAUUUCGCACGGGUAUAUGGAAAAACUGUCAUUUAAGGUAUUUCGAGCAGUUUGUUAUUCUCCAUUUAGAAAUCGAAAGACAACGAUAAACAUUUUUCAAAAAUCACGUUUUGCUCAGGAAACUGCACUCUUUUAACUGAUAUAUAAAAAUCAGAAAACUGUGUAAAACUUUAUCUAUUAACGCCUAAUGAAUCAAAGUGGCAAAAUUGGAUCGUCUGAGAAAUACCUUAGAUAAAUAAAUGAGUGUUUUGGCGUAUUUUGAAGUCCAAUCUCAAAUUACGUGUUUUAUUUAUUGAUACCUCAAAAAGAAAACACCUCAUAUCAGAUUUGUACCGGAAAAAGUUGUCCUGAUUUUUAACCCCGACCAAAUGGUAACCCUAGGUACAAUUGAUUUUGUAAAUAUCGCCAAGGGGUACGCGGACAAAAAAAGGUUGAGAACCGCUGCUAUACCGAAUAACAUGAAAUAACAAUGAACUCAUGUCCUGGGCUAAAUCUCAUUUGUGCCCGCUGUCAGCUGUUAUACAAAGGUGUAUGUGAAGUGAUGGUCAUGUGCUAUCUCGUUUACACAUACGAUGAGAUGUUAGCCCUUAAAAAUAUGACGCGAAACCAUUGGGGUUGAUCUCUCUCGAGCUGAGACUCGAACCUACGACGACUGGCUUGUCAGGCCAGCAUCGUAUCUCGGGAUCAGCUAGGAGGGCCACCAUAUUGAGUUGUACCGAAAAAGCACGCUUUUCAUUACGUAUGCAACCACUGAUUUCAAAUAUGAGACUGUCAAACAAAUCUUGCAAGAUGCAUUUAUAAAAUUAGACGAGUAACGAAGUCAACCUGCUAAUACAACCUAAGAUAACCUACCUAAUACAAUGCUAAUGUAACAAAUCCGUAAUUUUCAACUCAUCCCACGCGAUCGACAUCAGCUGAUCGAAAAAUACUGAGUUCGUUUUUCAUUCAUGUGGUAUAUGCGGCUUUAUGUGCAUAUGUGCGUGUAAGUUUGAAUUGUGUGUUUAAGUCUUUACGUGUUUGUGUGCGUAAACAUGUAAGCAGUGAUGCCACAUUUUCAUCUGUACUUCGAAGCUCAGAAAACGUUACCUUGAUGAAAUUUCAAAAAAUCUGCAUUAAAAUCUGCAUAUGUACUGGACAUUAGGGUGGGACAAAAAAUAAAUGUUACCUCCCAUGCACUUUUCCUUAUGGGUCCCAUAACAACUGUGUAACUUUUCAGAUCGAUCGGUGAAACGCCCGUUUUGCGCCAGAUUUUUAAAGUUUCCAUACGAUUUUAUAUGGGAAAAUUCACUUUUACAAAACUUAUUCUCUAGAAAUUCCCAGUUGGGUCCUAAAAAUAUAUCGAUACAUGAUAUUUGUAGGAAAUUUUCCUGGGAAAAACUCUUCUGAAGACCGAAAGGCGCUACGAUGCUUGUAGAAACAGCUAUUCACCCCAAACUGAUUGAAUGUCUGACGGACGGCUCACAAUUGAAAUUUUCCAGCAACACUGCUGCUAUUGCAGACUUGCUUAAGUAUGGGAAAUAAUUUCGCGUGGAAUUAAUUUUCAAAGUGUGAUUUUUGCUCAUAGUAUCUUCGGGGAAGCCUCCAAGAUAAAUUUAAGCGAUAUCAUUUCUCAUCACAUGGUUGAAUUUGCAACAGCAGCAUGCUGCAGCAGUAUUGCUAGUAAAAUUCAAUGGUGAGCCGUCCUUCAGACAUUCAAUCGGUUUGGGGUGAAUAGCGUUUCUACAAGCAUUGUAGCGCCUUACGGUCUUCAGAAGAGUUUUUCCCAGGAAAAUUUCCUACAAUUAUCAUGUAUCGAUAUAUUUUUAGGACCCAACUGGAAAUUUAUAGAGAAUAAGUUUUAAAAAAGUGAAAUUUCCCAUAUAAUAUCCUAUGGAAACUUUAAAAAUCGGGCGCAAAUCGGGCGUUUCACCGAUCGAUCUGAAAAGUUACACAGUUGUUAUAGGAUCCAUAAGAAACACGAAAAGUGCAUGGGAGCGAAAAAAUAACACCAUCGCUUUUUUCCCAUAUAACCGUGUUCUUCUGGACAUGUUCCUCUUUAGAAAAAACGCAAAAUAGUUUGUUUAACAUAAUUUCGGCGACUCAUUCAUGCACACGCUUACGCGUAACAUAUAAAUAUAAUAAACCCUCCAACACGCUCAACAGCAUUUGAGUUCAUUUUCCUUUUCCAACUAAAUCAAGGAGUUUAAUUCGUGACCUCAUGAAAACCAGAAAAAUCUGUGUAUUUCUAUAUUAUUUCCAGAAAAUCUGUAAUCUGUAUAUGAGCAAUUCCCGCUGAGACUGGCCCACUAUUCACAUGAUGGUAUUGAAAACGAUUCAAGUAAUGUUUUUGGAAGCCUAUGUUGAACAAGUAAAGAAACUGCAUUUGGUUGAUCAAAUUGUUAAUUGUUGUUGUUAACUGGAAAUCAAUACUUUUUUAAUAUAUUCCGUUUUUCUUCAAAACUUGGCUCACCAAAAUUGCUCUAACUCUUGAAUCCCUUUAUGAAAUUACCUAAGCCAACAAAUCAUUAGAUAGGGAAAAGAUAGGGCCUUCUCUUGCAAAUAUCAAAGUGGGUAGUUGCCAUAUUGGAUUCGGCCGCAAUAUUGUUUUCGUUCAGAAAAAUUGUUUUUUGAAUAGGUGCCCACCCACCUACCUCUAAUUUUAUUAUUACGUUUGAUCAUGUUUUUCUACAUAAAAUAUGUGAAAAUUAGAGAUGUAUGUUGUCUAAAACGAAAAUAAUAAUAAAAUUACCAAAACACGUUCGACUCAACCGUUUGGUUUCUCGCUAAAUCUUACCUCACUGAUAAAGCUGUAACACAUUAUAUUCUUCAUAGAAUAUUUCCAAUAUGUAUGCAUGUUGUCUAAAACAUCUAAAAAGGGGAUUCAAAAGAUAUUCAAUUGAAAAUUGUCAGGCGAUUGUGACACUGUUUGCUUUCGCUUUUAAUUAAAAAUAAUUUUAUUCAACGAAGCAGGUCUGCAAUAUAAAAAUAAAUUUAACUUCGCGAUGUGGUUAGAGGUACAAUCAAAAGUGCACCAUAUAGGUACAGUUUUCAUCGUGUUAAUUUUAUUAAAUUUAAUUUUAUUAAAAUUAUUAAAUCGUGUUAAUUUUACGAAAUCGAAUUCAUUGACUGUUUUGUAUCAAAUACACUACUGUAAUGCAAUUCGAGUACGUAAGUAAUCUCAAUUUUGAAGAAGCUGCAGGCCAACUAAAACCAAGAAUUAAGCACGUCCAGACGAAACAGAGGACACACUCCCUUCAUUCUUUCACACCGCAAGGGGAAUAUUACCCUCUAUAUUAAUCAAAUCAAAACUUUACACACUGACAUAAAUAUACAUGUCUCUGUAUAUAUAUGCAAAAGAAAGUCUUUUCAUCUCCUUUCUGAUGAGAGGUGGGUUGAGAACAUUUUAUGAAGAAUAUCAUGUGUUACAGCAUUUUUAGUGAGAGAAGAUUUAACGAAAAUUCGAACGGUCGAGUCGAACAGGUUUUGGUAAUUUUAUUAUUGUUUUUAUUCAAACCAACAUACAUCUCUAAUUUUCACAUAAUUUAUGUAAAAAAGCAUAAUCUUUCGAAUGGAAUAAUAAAAUUUGAGGUAGGUGGGUGUGCACCUAAUCAAAAAUCAAUUUUCCUGAACGAAAACAAUAUGGCGGACAAAUCCAGUAUGGCGAUACUUGCCAAAGAAGGUCCCAUCUUUUCUCUUUAUAAUGAUAUGUUGGCUUAGGUAAUUUUAUAGAGAAACAUAAGAUUUAGAGCAAUUUUGGUGAGCCAAGUUUUGAAGAAAAACGAAAAUUUUUAAAAAGUUUCGAUUUUUAGUUAACGGGGGUCCAUCAAUUUAAAUAACCAAAUGCAGUUUCUUUACUUGUUCAACAUGGGCUUCCAAAAAAACAUAACUUGAGUCGUUUUGAAUACCAUCAUGCAAAUAGUGGGACAGUCUCAGCGGGAAUUGCUCAUAUACAGAUAUCUGUAUGAAAAUCUAUAUAAAUACAGAUUAAUCUGUGUAUGUUGCAUCACUGCAUGUGAAAGUGCUUUGAAUCUAAGCACAAUGGGCGUGGUAUUCUUUUUGUAAUAUCUGUAUCACUAUUCAAGCUGACAAUAAAUCGAUAGUACGUGUUAACUUCGGCUAACGUCCCCGAUUUUACUGACAAAUUUCUGAAACUCAACACAAUUUUUCUUUCAAUAAGCCGGUUUUUGAACCAAUAUAAAAUUCACUGUAUUGUACAACCUUUCAGUUGUUCUCGAGGCAAGAUCGCAAGUCAGUUGUCGUAUGCUCGAAUCUCAGCUACGGAAGAUAGUUAUAGUCAAUAGGAUCGUAGCGCUAGCCCUGCAAUUGGUUCUAUACUAACACCAUAGACAAACAAACGUGCCACUCGAUGACGAUUUCAUCGACCAAAAAAAUAUGCGUAUGCGCUCGAUUCUUAUACUCCACGAGGUUUGAUGUGGACACUACAGCAGCAGUUUCCAAAAAAGGGACGAACCAGAGCACAAUAUAGUGCCUUAAAACAGUGGGAAUCGGAAAAAUCCUAAGCUAUUUAUGAGAUAAAUCCCAGUUGACGACUCGAAUGGUGGUGCAAGGGUGUAACGUUUCGAAUAAGGACGAAGAUUUUUUAAGAUUUUUCUUCGAAGAGGCACGUCUGUUUGUCUGUGCUAACACUAAUAGUUGGAUGCGAAGUCUGUGUCGAAUAUACAGAAGGGUUCGGAUGUAGCCCUCGUACACACAUUACACGUAAACAUAUACGCACACACAUACCUACAAAGUUAUAUCACAGACAGACGUCCAAGAUCAACAUUGAUCGAAAAUUUUGUGGGAAUUUUAAAAGAGUAUUGCGUUAUAAAUCACUUGUACACUAGCCCCGCAUGGUGACCUUAUUGCCACAAUAUAUAUUCGCUGGUGUACUGAUAGCGCUAUCUGGUUACGAAUUGCUACUACAAAAAUCUUCACACAAGUUCAUAACUCAGCUCGGAUGUCUGUCUGUGGUUAUAUUUACCACAGGCGGCACCACAGGAUGACCUUGUUACCGAUAAACGUUUAUAUUAGCAGAAGGGUUAACUAAGGGCCAUAUAACAGAAUCUCCGACGAGUUACAACUCAUUUUAUUUUAAGUACAUGGUCGAGUCGAGUCUAUUUGACUUUUGUUAAUAAGGCUCUAAACUUGAUUGUUUACUUAUAAUUUUAUAAACCAAUUUUAAAUAAUUUUUUCUUAGCUUUUCAAUAGAGGUCCUAAAUUUAAAAUCGAUGGUAACGAAAAUGGAAAAAAAGAAUUUUAAAAUAAUGAAAUUUACUUCGAAUUCGUUUUCGCGGUGUAGCUACACCGUCCCGGACUAAACUUUUCAGCUUAAAAAAAAAUAUUUUCAGGGUAAUUGCACUGGUGUGCGUAAUAAUAAAGAAAGCUGUCAAUUUGUUUUGUUUUGGUCAUUAUCGCCAUUAUCUUUUUGUCUUAUUUCCAUUUCAUAUAACCAUCUCGCAAAUGUGCUGAAAAAAAUUUACCUGACACUUUACCACGUGGAACGAGAACCAAAAUAAACUACCAAAAGUACACUCUGCUUCUUUAGGGUGUAGCCCGGGACAAAAAAAGUGAAGUCAGAGACAGAAAAAGUGUAGUCCGGAAAGUGAAAAAUAAUUUCGGGGUGAAAAGUGUAGUCCAUGUGUAGCUACACCACGAAAACGAAUUCGACAUUAAGAUGGCGGCCAAUGAGGGUUACAGAAUCCGAUUUGAUUAGAGAAUGGUCAUGAGAUCGAGUCUUAGUAAAAUCAGACCAUACGGUGCAGAGCCUGACAAAGUCAUUUUCAAUUGAAAAUUAUCAGGUUAUAGUGACGCUUUGACCCGUCACUUUCAAUUGAAAAGCUUUUGUAUCAUUCUCAAGCUCUUCGUGAGUCACAUGAAAACUACUCUAAAGCUCUUGCUUUGAGUUUGACAACUGAAGGGCUAGAAACUGAUACAAAUCCGUUUCAAUUGAAAGAAAAGAUUAUCACCGUCACUCUCACAUGACGAUUCUCAAUGGAAAUUGCAAUGAGCGGUAACGGAGACAGGGGGUUUUCACACAGUACUUUGCGCAAAUAUAUGGACGAGGGAGAAAAGAAAACCGUAAGGGUAUGAAACGGAGAACAUCAAAACCAGUUUCACAAUCCGAAGUGGUUACGCAGUGAUCAAAAGCGAAAAAAAAACCGAAAUUUUGAUCGAAAUUUGUGUGACGUAUUUAUUGGAUGCCGUUGCCGUUUUGACUGUGGUUUGCGGUAUUAGAAAACUAUCAUCAAACGACGCGAUGCGGUGCUAGUUUCAAUUGAGACGCUGAAGAAAAGGAAAGAGUCUCUUUCUCCGUCACUCCGUCAAUUGAAAUAGUCAUCAGUUUCAUUUGAAAGGAUCCGGCGAACAACAGACGGGAAAGAGCGAAUGAAGUGAUUCGAUGACAGCAACCGGAAGGAAUCAAGUGGAAAUGAAACUGUUCGAAUCGAAGUGACAGCGCGGAAUAAUCAGUUUCAUUGUUUUGUUUCGAAAAUGUUGAGCCCUGAUACGGUGUCAAGAAGGAUUUUUACGCAUUGAUUCAUUUCAGGCUCCCCCAUCCCCCCCUUUGACCCUUCCAUUUCGCAUAAUUUUAAAAAAUGUCAGAAAGAUGAAUGUACUUAUAAUUGGGUUGUUUAGCUAUAUCAGUUUUUUAUAUCAUCUGAAGAAGCUACAUUUUCUAAACAAAACUUGAUUUUCAAAAAUUUUCUAUCGUUGUCAUUUAAUUUUUAAUUCAGGAAUUAAAACUGCUCGAAUUCGCUACAAUGACAGUUCGCCCAUAUACCAACUGUCAUUGUAGCGAUUUUUUUUUUCAUUUAAAAGUUUAAGGACAAUGAUACAAAAUUUAAAAAAAUUACGCUUAUCUCAGAAAAUUACACUGUUUUAGCUGAUACAUAAAAAUCAGAAAUCCGUGAAUAGCUAAACAACCCAAUUGCUGGCAGGACAAUUAACGAGGCUGAAAAAGAGCUGUACAAUCUGUAUAUAAGCAUCAGAGAUACCAGACUUUUUUUUGGCAAGUCUGUAUAAUCCAUAAAAAUGUCUGUAUAAGUCUGUAUACCGCUGCGAAAAAAAGUUACCGAUACAUUGAUACCUAAUUAUUUGUCGACCUGUCAGAUUGUUUUGUUUUAUUGCUUGUUUUGAUUGUUCUUUUUCGAGGCUAUCAUAGUUGGUAGAUUAAUCGAUAACUAAUUUAUCUUUUAAAUCUAAGUAACACAUAGAAGUAAGAGUCUUUCCCGUGAUAAAAAUCGUCGUUCGUCGUAAUGUAGCUAAACUGAUACAUGAUGGCAGAAGUCUCGCGGUUAUAAAAAUAGUACCUUCAAGGUUUGGGACAUUUUAAGCAAUUCUUCAACGUUGGAUAUUGCUCCGAAUGGAACAAACGGUCUUUUCACCAAUAUAACCUGCAUGGCAAUCGAUCGAGACAAUCAGCUGUUUGUUACUGGGGGCGAAACAGGCAGAUUAGUGCCCACGGGGCCGAUAAAAACCCCGAAAGCCUGACUCGAUUCCCGUUGUCAUGAUUUCACUCUCAAAAACGCAAGAUUAAUAUGUUCAGCAAAGUGUUCAGUUCCUAGUUCACUUUUUCCAGCAACGGCUACAGUGACUUUUGGUUUCUGUGUUCGUUUUUUUGUGUAUACUGGUAAAACCAUUAUGUAGAAUAUCAGAUAUCUGUGUAAUAUCUGUAUUAUACUAAAUGUCUGUAUAAAAUCUGUAGGCUUAUGCGUGUCUGUAUUGCAACACAGAAAGUCUGUAUAAUACAGAUUUGUCUGUAUAUCUGGCAUCUCUGAUAAGCAUGUAGAGCGAAGGGUAAGAGGUCAAAAAUGCUUCACUUGCUACGGUGGCAAAGUAAGCUUAGUCUAUGGCAACAAUGAUUGUAACACUUCCUUCUUUCUUUACCUAAGAUCGUAAGAGCGUAGCCGGCGCCGUGGUUCUUUGUGCAACUUCACUAGCUCAUUGGCUCCGACGACUUUGUUGAUAUUAGUUUGGUUUUUACUUGCAAAAGUAAAGGGAUGGAAGGGUAAGGGGACACGUAUAGCAAUUGACUGGGAUAUAUUACAAAAGUUUACAUCAAUGGACAACGUAAUUCUAAUUCCCUAACAAAAAAAAGGAUGGGAAAAUUUCUGCUUUUGUUUCCACACAAAAUUCGACAAUUGCAUAUGAGAACUCGCGUAGAUACGAACAGCCUUAAAAAUCUCUUUUAUUGUGUCAGGGGCCAAGGCCAAUAUCCAUCACGGAGUAGCAAUUAUGAAAUGUGCAGUUGAUCAAACUCUCACGCUCAAGCUGAAAUCUAGGAUGGCGACCAUAAUUUUGAUCACUUACUUCAAAUAAAACCUUUAUUAUUCCUCGUUAAAAUCAAGCGCUGUUUGUAGGUGGUUUCAUAGAUUUAUCUCAACACACUAACAACAAGAAAAAUUCAACUUUUCAAGAAUUGUUUCACUACUGAGGGCCAGGAAUCAAAGUUACUGAAGUAUCUGCAGGUAGAAUUUACGCUCAGAUAACCAUCGCCAGGAUCCAUUUCCAAUGAAAUUUGAUGUGCAUUUUUGUCGGCAGAAUCUGCAAACGUGCGAACAUUUUAUUAAGUAUGCAGGUUUUCAAGCUUUUAUUAUUUAUAUCUUAAGUCCAAGCUCAAGAAAAUAUAACCAUGCAAUCGUCAAGAUUCCGCUAUAAAUUACGUUUUCACUGAUUUUUUUUCUAGAAUGGGUUUUACUGGUUUCAGCCGACGGCUAUUUUAUUAUGUACCACAGCAUGUUCAACAAAAUGAAUGCGCACACCGAUUAACAUGUCUGAAAUAGGUCGCGUUCACUAGAAAAACUUUUCAAUGUUUUUUGUAUUUUUUAAGAGAUUUGUUGAGCGAUUUUUACUCAAAAAUUUGAACACGCAAGACCAUUUGCUUUCAAAUAAGAAGUAUCCGAUUUACGAUUCCAACAAAAAGUUUCUAAAGAGAUUUGUUGAGUGAUUUUUGUUCGAAAAAAAUAAAUUCGCAAGACUGUUUGCUUUCGAAUAAGAAGUAUCCGUUUUCAGAUUCCAACAAAAUUAAUAUGGUUUCCGAAUCAAUUAAAACGUAAUCUCAAUGCUGAGAGUGAUAAUGAAAAACCUCUUUUUCAAAUGUAACGUAUUCUAUAUGGUUAUAUUGAAUGUUACCGUUGUACUUGGUAUAUUGUUGUUAAAAUACGAGAAUGAUAAAUAUGUGCUUCAAAUGUCAGUGUAGAUUGGCUUCGAUUUUUAUAUAUAUACUUAUGUAAGUUCUUUCCUUCUAAGGUUUUUCAAAAAAACACUUGGAUUCUUAACACAUUGAUUUUUACUAAGUAUUUUAAACUACUUACGUCCUAAGACGAGAACAACCUCUACACACUUCAAACGUUUCACUGGAACUGAAGCUCCUGAAAAAUUAAUAUAAGUUCCCUACUCAUCGAUGGACUGGAUUACUGCUGCGUAAGGAUUGUUGGCUCCGCUCUGCUGCCGUCGCUGCUGUCGUUGUCGUCGUUGCUGCUACCAGCUCGGUUCUGCUGCGUCAGGGGUAUCAGGGGUACAACGUCCGUUGGUGGAGUUGUCGAUGUCGCCGUGUUGCUAUGCUGGAGUCGUUCUGGAUGCCGGUCGUUCACUUGCUGCGUCAGGAAUGUCGGGCGUCCAGUUGUUGCAUCAGAAAUGCCAUGUGCAAGGAUUUGCUGUGUCAGGAAUGGUGCGUCCGGUGUUGGUGUACAGUAAUGUCCAUAACUUCCCUCGCCUUAGAUUGAGACGUCUCGGGUCAACUUGUUAUGAUGUGCUGCUAGGUGUCUGGAUAUGGAUGAAAUCUCUAAUACCUCGUAUUUUUCUACUUAUGCAAAUGUAAAUAGUAAUUAUGAUCAAGGAUAAUAUGAUAAGGCUCCCAAGAUUAAUCGAAUUGUAUUGAUGAUUAGUAGUCUCCAAAAGGUUGAUUCUGUGCCGGUCAUUUGUUUGCAAUAAUUGCAUUUCUUCCACCGGGUCCGUCUUUGUUGAGGUUUUGUUGACUUCGACGAAAUGAAGUGGGAUAACGUCCAAUUUAGUUUCGAACCUAAGUGUCUUGCUAUCGUAGUGGGUACCUCCAAUGUUAAUGGAACAGUUGAAAAAUGUAAUGAAGAACGAUCCUGUUAGGUUCUUUGGUCCGUAGCCACAACUGUUUUGGAGUGUUAUUGGUUUUAUGACGUUCGUUAAUAGAAUGCCAUUGUUUUCUAAGACUCUUAUUUCUGGUUCUUUGAAGCUAUUGCUGAUAAAUGGACAUCUGCCAGGGUUUCCCCGCAAUAAUUGAUGAUAGCAUUGGUUUUUCGUAACGUUAACCAAGUUUUGACUGUUGCAUAAAAUGUUUUUCUCGAUUUGAAUGCAUUUCUCGUUUGUUAGAGAUGAUUCCGACUCGCUGAUUAUAGCGUACGUUCCAUUGACCUGUAUGACUUUUUGGUCAAUUGGGACGGUUUCAACUCGGAGUAGUUGAUAAUUUCCGAUUUUAAAUUUUGGGAUUUUUACCGCGAGUAUGAUAGAUGAACCAUUAUGGAAGGCUGAAGGUUCUAAAUACUCGUAAGUCUGAUCAUAACUACUGAUUUCAAUGCCUUGUGAGGUUAAGAGUUCUGUUGCAAAAUCCAAUUCAGUGGGGUAUAGUAAUGCUUUUGAUAUUACGCCCAGCCUGGAAAGUUGAAUGGACUCGAAGAUGGUUUCUAGUUGAUAGCGGACGUUGUCCAUAUUAAAAAUGAUGUUCUGAAGAUGUAGCAUGUGUUGCCAGUCUAUUGCCCUAUCUAAAUUUAGUCUAGCCUGUCUAAUGAAUCUGUCAACUUCUAUCGCUUGAUUAAAUGCUUGUUUUGUCAAAUUAUUUAGUCGUUUUUCAAAAAGAUCGUUAAUCUUCACUUGUUCAUUAUCUUCUGUAAUUAAAACGUUAUUUGAAUUCUUCAACGUAUUAAUUUGAUUGCUCAAAGUUAUAAAAUCUUGGCUAUCUAGAUUUCCUGUUAUGGAUUUCACUAUCGAUCCUAAAAUUUCAAUACUUCGUUUAUGUCUUUGUCUUGGAGUCAAAUUUUGAAAUACUACUUUAGCUUGCCUAACCUUUUGUUUUAAGAGUUCGGUAAUUUCACUAACUUGUGGGUUUUGUUCUAAUUCAUUUAUGGUUGUCUCGUAUUGCUUUAGAAUAGUAUGGAAUGCAAAUAGCUUAAAUUCAUGGAUAAGGGUAUGGUAGCCCUCCUUAAUGAAUACUUUACCGAUUCUCAAAGCGAAUAGUCCAGGGUGAUUGUUUAGGUCUGUUAUCUCUAGGUGUUGUGUAGGGUUGGGGUUGAAAGUACAGAUGAAAGGAAUUCCAAUGGAUAUGAUGAUGAUGAUGAUUAUGGAAGGGUUGAUCGUCUUGGUCAUUUUGGUGUUGCUAAAAUGAGAUUAUAAAAUUGGUAUUAGUAAAAAGUUAAGUUUUUCGUUUUCUUUUAAAUUUAGACUUGUGAAUUUUCCUAUUAUUUGUGUCUAAAACAUUAGUCUCUUUGUUUUCCAUGAUCUUGUUUUCUUUGUAUCGCUCUUCGUGUUUUAGAUUGUUCCUUUUUCGCUCGUAAACUGUCUCGUUUUCAUGGAAACGAUCGGGGUCUUCUCUAUUUUUGUUUGCUUUGGCCAAAAAUCUCUUUUUGUCCUCUAUUUGCUUGGCUGCAUAGAUCCUGUAUAGAGCUUCCUUUUGUCUUAUCCUUUCGUCAAGGUCUGUUGGGACUGAGUCUCCAUCUUUUAUACCAAAAAAUAAUUCCUUGGGUGUCAAUUUCGUUUGUGAGUGGAUCGAAUCGUUAUAGAUUGAUACUGCCAGGUUUAUUUUCGCAGUUUCGGUCAGAUUUUUCGUGGAUUCCUUAUUGGAUAGUAUGUUGUGAAGCUCUCUCAAGGUCCUGUGAACUAUUUCUAUAGUUCCAUUUGAGGAAGACUGACCCACGCUGGUAUAAUGGUACUGUACGUUAUUUUCCUCUAAGAACUCUUCAACGGCUGUUGAAGUAAAUGAAGCUUCCUGGUCCAUUACUAAAAGAGAAGGUUUUCCUAAAUUAGAAAAGAAAUGUGUUAAUGCCUUUAAUAUGUGUAUAACAUUUCGUGAUUUUAAAGGAAUAGCCAUUGACAUUUUGGAGAAUUUGUCACAUACCGUAAGAUAGUUUUUGUUGUUUAUUAUGAAUAUAUCCAUAUGCACGAUCUGCAAUGGUUUUGAGGGAAUUUCUGUAAGUUGGUAUUUCUGUUUAUACGGGUGUCUCUCAUAUUUCGAUUUCUGACAGAGUUUACAUAUAUUUAUAAAUCUAGUGAUUUUUUCUUUCAUACCAGGGAAAAAAUAAGUUCGUGAGAUAUGGGACUUGGUUUCGUUUAUUCCUCGGUGGUUUCCAUUAUGCUGAUUCUGUAUGAUCUGGUCUUGUUCUAAAUCGUCGGUUACGUCUUGUAACAAUUUUUGAGUCCAGAAUAUUUUUAAAGUCUUCGCUCUUGAGAAAUAAUUUUUGUAAAUUGUUUGUAAAUUUCCUAAGAUUCGUUCGUUGCAAUAAAGUCCAGUAGUGUGUUUCGUAGAUGUGUAUUCUUUCAAAAUAUUUAUCAGUACUGCAGGUCCGCAGUUCAUUUUCCUGAUUGUAAUUCUGUGAUAAUUUCUAAAAAUGGUUUCAGAUUGUCUACUGUCUUCGUUACUUUCUUCGAGAAUUAGUUGGUUCCUAAAUUCGUUCAGAGGUCUUUCUGUUGAUGGAAUAAAGUCAUUGUCGUCUGUGUCCGCUGAAUGUUGAGUCAUGUCAUCGUCUGUCGCUGAAUUGGCAUUAAGUUCGAUUUUUUCUGAUUCUAAAGUUAUUCGAGAGAUUGCAUCUGCGUUUCCGUUUAGGGUACCUUUCUUAUAUUUGAUAUCAAAUUCUAACUCUUCGAGGGCUAAUUUCCAAUGAAGUAGCCUUCUGUUCAAAUCAUUUUUCUGUCUUAACCACACCAAAGGUUUGUGGUCAGUUCGGAUCUCGAAAUGAGUGCCAAAAAUGUAAGGCCUGAAAUGUUUCGUUGCCCACACAAUUGCGAGAAGUUCUUUCUCUGUAGCCGAAUAAUUACACUCAGUUUCAUUUAACGUCCUAGAUGCAUAGGCAAUAGGGUGUUCCUUGCCGUCUUCAAAUUUUUGGGAUAAAACAGCGCCUAAAGCGAAGUCGCUAGCAUCUGUUUCCAAAAUGAAUUUUUUAUUGAAAUCUGGAUAUUUCAAUAUUGGAUCUGUUGUCAAAAGAUGUUUACAAUCAUUAAAACAACUGACAAACUCUUCAUCAUGGAUAAUUUUUGCAUCUUUUUUCAAGCAUUUUGUAAGAGGCUUGGUCAAUUUCGCGAAGUCUCGAAUAAAUUUUCUAUAAUAACCAAGAAUUCCUAAAAAACCCUUGAUCUGUGUGGUGGUUUUCGGUAUUGGCCAGUUUAGGAUUUUUUCAAUUUUGUUUGGGUUGGGUCUUAUACCUUCUUGGGUAACUAUAUGCCCUAAAAAUUCACAUUCUGUUUUUAAAAACUCGCAUUUAUCGAGUUGGACUUUCAAAUUCGAUUUUAUAAGUCUUUCCAACACCUUGUUAAGGUUUUCCAAGUGUUGCUGGAGAGAACUGCCAAAAAUGAUGAUGUCGUCUAAGUAGACAAGGCAACAUCUUCCAAUUAAAUCUCCGAGGAUAUGAUUCAUGGCACGUUGAAACGUUGCCGGUGCGUUCUUUAACCCAAAGGGCAUUCUGAUGAAUUCAAAAUGUCCCUUGUCUGUACUAAACGCGGUUUUUUGUCUGUCAAUUUUUUCAACUUCAAUCUGGUGGAAACCAGAUUUUAAAUCAAUUGUAGUAAAAUAGACACUUCUUCCUAAUUUGUCUAAAAUUUCAUCGAUGUUCGGGAUGGGAAAUUUGUCGUCGACUGUCUUCUCAUUCAGUUUUCUAUAGUCGACCACGAUUCUCCAUUUUUUCUUGCCACUUGCAUCGGACUUUUUUGGAACAAUCCAUAUAGGAGAGGUCCAAGGAGAGAUAGAAUGCUGGAUAAUGCCGUCAGCUAGCAUCUCAUUAAUUUGCCUUUCUACUUCUGCUUUGUGGAUGUUGGGAUGUCUGUAUGUUUUGGUGUGUAUAGGAAGAUCGUCUUUUGUUUUGAUACUAUGCUUAAUAGCAGUAGUGCAAGAGAGUUUUUCAUCUUCACGAUGAAUGAUAUUGGAAUUCAGCCGGAGUAUUUUAAGAAGUUUUUCCUUUUCUUCCAUAUUCAAAUGCUGUGUUCGUAUAAGGUUUUACAGAUUAUCUAAUUGAUUUGAGCGUUCAGAGCACACUGUAGAACUCGAAUGAUUUAUCUCAAUUAAUUCAGAGACUGGCAAUGUUUCGACUGGAGUUUUCCAAAAAAAUGUUACGGAGUCGCCUAAAUUUGAGGCAAGAGCGCUAAUGUAGCCAUUUUUCGCCUGGUAUAAGCCAGAGGGUACGAUAGCAUCUCUAAUUUUGCUGUCUUUUCGUAAAA
Molecule: messenger RNA, 21556 nt
Organism: Wyeomyia smithii (pitcher-plant mosquito)
Lineage: Eukaryota; Metazoa; Arthropoda; Insecta; Diptera; Culicidae
Gene: Atx-1
Exons: 7
Coding region: 1327-3978 (883 amino acids)
Biological process (GO): regulation of DNA-templated transcription
Molecular function (GO): protein binding; RNA binding
Source: RefSeq, a predicted model, not a curated record